This is a messenger RNA of Elephantulus edwardii (Cape elephant shrew), 3123 nucleotides long. It is a transcript of the gene SMAD7, whose product is annotated as SMAD family member 7. Gene Ontology annotation, biological process: anatomical structure morphogenesis; transforming growth factor beta receptor signaling pathway; regulation of transcription by RNA polymerase II. The transcript is spliced from 4 exons. Bases 279 to 1556 code for a protein of 425 amino acids. Lineage: Eukaryota; Metazoa; Chordata; Mammalia; Macroscelidea; Macroscelididae. The record is from RefSeq and is a predicted model, not a curated record. Gene Ontology annotation, molecular function: I-SMAD binding; transcription regulator inhibitor activity. Gene Ontology annotation, cellular component: heteromeric SMAD protein complex.
GCGCAGGGCGCGGGCCGCGCGGGGUGGGGCAGCCGGAGCGCAGGCCCCCGAGCCCCGGCAGGAGCCCCCGGGCCCCCGCGCGCGCCUCGGCCUCCGGGAGACUGGCGCAUGCCACAGAGCGCCCCUCGGGCCGCCUCCGCUCGUGCCCGGGCCCCUGCUGCUGCUGUUGUCGCCUGCGCCUGCUGCCCCAACUCGGCGCCCGACUUCUUCAUGGUGUGCGGAGGUCAUGUUCGCUCCUUAGCCGGCAAACGACUUUUCUCCUCGCCUCCUCUCCCCGCAUGUUCAGGACCAAACGAUCUGCGCUCGUCCGGCGUCUCUGGAGGAGCCGUGCGCCCGGCGGCGAGGACGAGGAGGAGGGCGCGGGGGGAGGCGGCAGCGGCGGAGGAGAGCCGCGGGGGGAAGGGGCGACGGACAGCCGAGCGCAUGGGGCUGGCGGCGCGGGCAGGGCUGGCUGCUGCAUGGGCAAGGCGGUCAGAGGUGCCAAAGGUCACCACCACCCCCAUCCCCCCGCCGCGGGCGCCGGCCCGACCGCGGGCGCCGAGGCGGAUCUGAAGGCGCUCACGCACUCGGUGCUUAAGAAACUGAAGGAGCGGCAGCUGGAGCUGUUGCUUCAGGCCGUGGAGUCCCGCGGCGGGACCCGCACCGCGUGCCUCCUGCUGCCCGGCCGCCUGGACUGCAGGCUGGGCCCGGGGGCGCCCGGCGGCCCGCAGCCCGCGCAGCCGCCCUCGGCCUACUCGCUCCCCCUCCUGCUGUGCAAAGUGUUCAGGUGGCCGGAUCUCAGGCAUUCCUCGGAAGUCAAGAGGCUGUGUUGCUGUGAAUCUUACGGGAAGAUCAACCCCGAGUUGGUGUGCUGCAACCCCCAUCACCUUAGCCGACUCUGCGAACUAGAGUCUCCCCCUCCUCCUUACUCCAGAUAUCCGAUGGAUUUUCUCAAACCAACUGCAGACUGUCCAGAUGCUGUGCCUUCCUCCGCUGAAACAGGGGGAACGAAUUAUCUGGCCCCUGGGGGGCUUUCAGAUUCCCAACUUCUUCUGGAGCCUGGGGAUCGGUCACACUGGUGCGUGGUGGCAUACUGGGAGGAGAAGACGAGAGUGGGGAGGCUCUACUGUGUCCAGGAGCCCUCCCUGGACAUCUUCUAUGAUCUACCUCAGGGGAAUGGCUUUUGCCUCGGACAGCUCAAUUCGGACAACAAGAGUCAGCUGGUGCAGAAAGUGCGGAGCAAGAUUGGCUGUGGCAUCCAGCUCACGCGGGAAGUGGACGGCGUGUGGGUGUACAACCGCAGCAGUUACCCCAUCUUCAUCAAGUCAGCCACACUGGACAACCCGGACUCCAGGACGCUGUUGGUACACAAGGUGUUCCCCGGUUUCUCCAUCAAGGCGUUUGACUACGAGAAGGCGUACAGCUUACAGCGGCCCAACGACCACGAGUUCAUGCAGCAGCCGUGGACUGGGUUUACUGUACAGAUCAGCUUCGUGAAGGGCUGGGGCCAGUGCUACACCCGCCAGUUCAUCAGCAGCUGCCCGUGCUGGCUGGAGGUCAUCUUCAACAGCCGGUAGCCACGUGUGGAGAGGACAGAGCGUGAGCCGAGCAGGCCACACUUCAAACUACUUUGCUGCUAAUAUUUUCCUCCUGAGUGCUUGCUUUUCAUGCAAAACUCUUUGGUUGUUUUGUUUUGUUUCUUUUUUUUUCUUCCCCAAUUCCCCUCUCCCCUCCUUCGUUGUUCUUGUUUAUGUUGUUUUGUUUUUGUUCUUUGAGAAAUAGCUUAUGAAAAGAAUUGUUGGGGUUUAUUUGGGGGGAGGUGUAUGGUUGGCAGGACACCCCCAUAUGAAAAGGGGGAGAUGCAAAAUCAGACCACCACCAAACACGUCGUGUGAAUGAGGAGCAGUUCGUCAACUUUGGGGUCAUUUCAUUUGUUUCAAAGUGUACGUGUGAGUGACUGGCUGAGUGUGAACGUGUAUGGGAAAGGCCGUUGAGAGGAAACUGCGUGCCCUUUUGUGUUUCUUAAGGAUGCCCCCGGCUGAGCAGUUUGUGGUCCCAAGCUGUGGCUCUCUUGGCCUUUGGACACGCUCAGUGGAGCAGAGGCGGUACCUGAGCAAGCUGGUGACUGCGUCCCAGCAGCUGCCAGAAGCCAGGCUCUGUCUCAGCCUGGGGAAGCCCCCGCCCCGCCCCCGCCCCUCCCAGGACACGGGCCUAUCCACAGGCUUCUUGGAAGCAACCCUGCUUGAGUCUGAACCGGAACCAAUUGUUUUCAUCCCAGUCUUACCCCCUCCCGCCCCGUUGCCAUGAUAGUGUCUGUUUUGGCCAUCUGCGCCUGGAUAUCUGAGAUGGGCUUCCGAGGGCCGCCAGGGCAGCCCGCCGUCACAGUAUUGCUCACCUGUGCCCUCUUGUCCUCUCUCUCUCUCUCUCUCUCUCUCUCCUGCCCUGGUGACAUCAGGUUUUCUCCAGACUCAGAAACCAGCUCAGCACUUUCAUCCCCCUGCACAACCUGUGUGUUGAGCACUGCUGUUAAACCAGCUUGGGGAGUGUGCUUGGGCGGGAGGCCUCAGCAGCCCCCCCUUUCCACUGAAGAUUUGGUCCAUCAAAACUCAAGGUACCUUCCCAGGCUGCCACCUAACUCCUUUCAUUUCUCCUACAAACUCAUACACUCGUAUGAGACUACGACACUGUUCUUAGCUCAAUGAGCAUGUUUAGACUUUAACAUAAGCUAUUUUUCUAACUACAAAGGUUUAAAUGAACAAGAGAAGCAUUCUCAUUGGAAAUUUAGCAUUGUAGUGCUUUGAGAGAGAAAGGACUCCUGAAAAUAAAACAAACAAAAAAUCCCACAAAAACCUGAGAUUUAUUAAAGAAAAAAGUGUAUUUUAUGUUAUAUAUAAAUAUAUUAUUACUUGUAAAUAUAAAGACGUUUUAUAAGCAUCAUUAUUUAUGUAUUGUGCAAUGUGUAUAAACAAGAAGAAUAAAGAAAGAUGCACUUUGCUUUAAUAUAAAUGCAAAUAACAAAUGCCAAAUUAAAAAAAAAAAAGAAACACAAGAUUGGUGUUUUUUUCUAUGGGUGUCAUCACCUAGCUGAAUGUUUUUCUAAAGGAGUUUAUGUUCCAUUAAACAGUUUUUAAAAUGUAUACUUGA